AUGCAACUGCGCGCAGUAUCAGACGCAGUCAAGAGUUUAGCUGAUGAUGAUGCUCAUGGAGUGCACGUCAAGGAAUUAACCGAACUCGAUAUGAAACAUUUUCGUAGAGUUGCGUUUGUUGCAGUCGCGUUGAGUACGAUGACUAUGUUGUGCUCUAUUAUUUUUAUGCCUUUAUCUUAUCAGUACCUACAGAAGGUGCAGAGUACUAUGUUCAGUGAUAUCGACUUUUGUAAGAGUCGUAAUCGCGAUUUAUGGAAUGAAGUUCUAACGGUUCAAUUGGCAAAAGGACAAGCACAUCGAGCAGUGCGAGCCGCAAAAAGUUCUAAUGGGAAUGGGAAAUGGUUGUUUGGUCGUUUCAUCGAUGGCGACAAUAAGCAUGCUCAUCAAGCCACAUACGGUAACGACAAGCAUGCUUACGACGCUGGUUACGAUAGUGGCUCUUCACGGUACGGUAUGGCUUCUUCUCAGGGUAGUGCCACCAGUGCAUCGAGUGCUGUUGCGUGUUGUCCCCCAUGCAAAAUCGGACCGCCAGGACCACCAGGAAAACCGGGACCGGAUGGAGAGGAUGGAAAGGAUGGACGCCCAGGUCCAGAUGGACCAAAUGGGAAAGAUGCUCCUAUUGAUAGUGUUCCAAAGCCAUGCAUUCGUGAAUGCCCUCCAGGCCCUCCAGGUCCACCUGGCAGUCCAGGAGAUAAAGGUCCAAAAGGAUAUCCAGGGGAGGCUGGCGACCCUGGACUACCAGGAAAGCAAGGUGCGCGAGGACCACCCGGUAAACAAGGACCCAUCGGACCACCCGGACUUCCAGGUCGUCAAGGUGAUAGAGGUGAGUCAGGUAAAAGCCUACCAGGAAUAGCACCACCCGGACCUCCAGGUCGAAUCGGCGAGAUGGGACCGCCNGGCCCACCUGGUGCAAAAGGUAAACCAGGUAAACGAGGACCUACCGGACCACAGGGCGAUCCUGGAAAUCCAGGACCAUAUGGUAAACCAGGUCUGCCGGGACCAGUGGGUCCAGAUGGAGCACAGGGAGCAAAAGGAAGUUGUGACCACUGUCCCACCCCACGGCUGCCACCUGGUUAUUGA
This is a messenger RNA of Anisakis simplex (herring worm), 1080 nucleotides long. Lineage: Eukaryota; Metazoa; Nematoda; Chromadorea; Rhabditida; Anisakidae. The record is from the annotation of a GenBank genome assembly.